AUAUUUGGCUAAGGAUUUUUGUGUCUGCAGUCAUGGGAGAUAUUGGUGUGCAGUUUUUCUCAUAUCUUUUAUCUCGUAUCAAAUUUUAAAAUCAGAGUUAUACUGGCUGUAUACAAUGAUUUUGAAAGAUUUUAUUUUUUGCAAGAUUUUAUAUGAGACUGAUGUUAUUACUUCUUUGCAUGUUUGACAAAAUUUACCAGUGCCUGGAGUUUUCUUGGUACUUGGUGGGAAGGUAUUUGACAACAAAUUCAGUUUCUACAAUAGCUAAAGGACUGUUCAGAUUUUUUUUUCAGUUUGUGUCAAUUUUGGUAAGUCGUAUUUUUUAUUUGUCCAGUUAGUAUAAUUUUUUAUAUGUAUUGGCAUGAAGUUGGUCAUCAUAACAAUCUUGUAUUGUUAUUUUAAUAUCUAUAGGGUCUGUAACAAUAGCUUUCAUAGCUGUUAUUUGUGAUGUUUGUUUUCUCCUUGAUCUAGGUUUUUAAAGUAAAAAAUAUAUAUAUUUACAGAUAACUAACUUUAUUUUGUUUUCCUUUAUUGUUUGCCUGUUACGUGUUUUCAUUAGUUUCAAUUCACAAUUAUUAUUUUCUGCUGUAUUUGUUUUCUAUUGCUGCCAUAAAAAAUUACCACAAACUUAGUGGCUUAAAACAACACAUAUUUAUUCUCUCAUAAUUCUGUGCUCCGACACAGGUCUCACUGGGCUAAAAUCAAGGUGUUGGCAGAGGUGUGUUCCUUUCUGGAGGCUCUAGGGGACAGUCCCUUUCCUUGCCUUUCUGGCUUCUAGAGGCUGCCUGCAUGUCUUGAUUUGUGACCUCCUUCCUCUUCCGUGUCAGCAACUCUGCAUCUCUCUGAGUCUUCUUGCAUGAUCACAUUUUCUCCCUGACUCAGCUGAGAAAAUGUCUCUACUUUUAAGAACUCAUGUGAUUAGACUGGGCCCAACCAGAUGAUCCAGGAUAAUCUCCCCAGCUCAAGGUAGGUGGGAUCCACAACAAAAGUCAGUCCUUCGACAUAUCACCACUUCCAGGUAUGAGGCUCUAAGAUGCUGUAAGUGUGAACAUUUGGUGCCUAUGGAUCUGUUCUGAACCUUAGAGCCUGCUUAUGGGGGAAGGUGACACUGUCUGGGCCCCAUCCAUCCUUCCUCACGACUUCCUUGGCGUCUUAAGCCAGCACCCACAGCCGCACUUCGGGAGAAGGAUGGAGUCCAAGGUCUCAGAAGGUGGCCUGAAUGUGACGCUGACUAUCCGCCUGCUGAUGCAUGGGAAGGAAGUCGGAAGCAUCAUCGGGAAGAAGGGGGAGACUGUGAAGAAGAUGCGAGAAGAGAGUGGUGCAAGAAUCAACAUCUCGGAGGGAAACUGCCCGGAGAGAAUCGUGACCAUCACUGGCCCGACAGACGCCAUCUUCAAGGCCUUCGCCAUGAUCGCGUACAAGUUUGAGGAGGACAUCAUCAACUCCAUGAGCAAUAGCCCUGCCACCAGCAAGCCCCCGGUUACCCUGAGGCUGGUGGUCCCCGCCAGCCAGUGCGGCUCACUCAUCGGCAAAGGCGGUUCCAAGAUCAAGGAGAUCAGGGAGUCCACAGGUGCUCAGGUGCAGGUGGCAGGGGACAUGCUGCCCAAUUCCACCGAGCGGGCGGUGACCAUCUCAGGGACGCCAGACGCCAUCAUCCAGUGCGUCAAGCAGAUCUGUGUGGUGAUGCUGGAGUCCCCACCGAAAGGUGCCACCAUCCCCUACCGCCCAAAGCCCGCCUCCACCCCUGUCAUUUUUGCAGGUGGUCAGGUAAGAGCCGACCCGCUCGCGGCCUCCACGGCCAACCUCAGCCUUUUACUGCAGCACCAGCCGCUGCCCGCCUACACCAUCCAGGGACAGUACGCCAUCCCACACCCAGAUCAGUUGACCAAGCUCCACCAGUUGGCCAUGCAGCAAACCCCCUUUCCUCCCCUCGGACAGACCAACCCCGCUUUCCCCGGAGAAAAGCUGCCUUUACACUCCUCCGAAGAAGCUCAAAAUCUGAUGGGCCAGUCGUCAGGUCUGGAUGCCAGUCCCCCAGCCAGCACCCACGAGCUCACCAUUCCCAAUGAUCUAAUAGGCUGCAUAAUUGGACGCCAGGGGACCAAAAUCAAUGAAAUUCGACAGAUGUCAGGAGCACAGAUCAAAAUCGCCAAUGCCACUGAAGGGUCAUCGGAGCGCCAAAUCACCAUCACCGGAAGCCCGGCCAACAUCAGCCUUGCCCAGUAUCUCAUCAAUGCCAGGCUCACAUCCGAGGUCACUGGAAUGGGCGCGCUCUAA
Molecule: messenger RNA, 2277 nt
Organism: Trichechus manatus latirostris (Florida manatee)
Lineage: Eukaryota; Metazoa; Chordata; Mammalia; Sirenia; Trichechidae
Gene: PCBP3
Product: poly(rC) binding protein 3
Exons: 15
Coding region: 1093-2277 (394 amino acids)
Biological process (GO): regulation of gene expression; regulation of RNA metabolic process
Cellular component (GO): nucleus; cytoplasm
Molecular function (GO): mRNA binding
Source: RefSeq, a predicted model, not a curated record